Molecule: messenger RNA, 1149 nt
Organism: Closterium sp. NIES-65
Lineage: Eukaryota; Viridiplantae; Streptophyta; Zygnematophyceae; Desmidiales; Closteriaceae
Source: the annotation of a GenBank genome assembly
AUGCUGACGCGAUUCCCCCCAUCAGCAGAGGAGGACUUGGCGGCAAAGGAGGUAUUGGCAGCGGAGCAGGCCGUAGCAGUAGAGGAGGCAACAGCAGAGGAUGGCUCAACAACAGAGGAUGAGUUUGGAGGAGCACAGGAUGCAGCUGGCUCAGGCACUGUGGAGUCGGCAACUGGGGCUGGGGGGACGGAACUGCUGAGUGGGUGGAGGAAGCCGUAUGAGGAGUUCCUUGGAAAGGAUAUGUUGGGCAAGCUGCAGGAGGUUACGGAGGAGCAGGCACGGCUGGCCAUCGAAACACACGACUGGGGUCGAUUUAUAGAGGAGAAUGAGAAGGCUGGCAAGGGGGAAGCUAUCAAGGAGACAUGGCGCAGUGUGCUGGACAUUAAGCUGCUUCGAAUGUACGAGAGCCUGGAAGGGGAGUGGAAAGGAGUAGUGGAGCUGGAUAGCAGAGGAGCAGAGGAUCAGGGGAGAGGAGCAUUGGAGAGGGGACACGAAGAGGGUCAGGGGAGAGGGGCAGGGGAGAAAGAGGGGGGGGGGGAGGGGCGGGGGAGAGCGGCGGGGGAGGGGGAGAGGGGCGAGGGAGAGGGGCAGAGGAGGGGGAGAGGGGCGAGGGAGAGGGAGAAGGGCAGGGGAGGGGGAGAGGGGCAAGAGAGAGAGCAGUCAGCAGAGCCAGUGGUAGAUGUAGAACACAACGACUUCUCCCUCUCCCCCCCUUAUUCUCCCUCCUCUCCCCCCCCCCCUAUUCUCCCCCCCCUCCCCUCUCCCCUCCUUAUUCUCCCCCCUCUUCCCCCCUUAUUCCCCCCCCUCUACACCCUUUAUUCUCCCCCCUCUCCCCCCCUUAUUCUCCCUUCUCUCUCCCCCUUAUUCUCCCCCCUCUCCCCCCCUUGUUCUCACCCCUCUUCCCCCCCUAUUCUCCCUCCUCUCCCCCCCUUAUUCUCCCCCCUCUCCCCCCCCCCUUAUUCUUCCCCCUCUUCCCCUCCUUCUCUCCCCCUUAUUCUCUCCCAUCCCCCCACCCCCUUAUUCUCCCCCCUCUCCCUCCCCCCCAGGGCGGCAGAGCCGGCAUGGGUGGCGCAGGCAUGGGUGGGGCAGGCAUGGGUGGGGCAUGCAUGGGUUGGGCAUGCAUGCGUUGGGCAGGCGUGGGUGGGGUAG